Messenger RNA from Huiozyma naganishii CBS 8797, 1707 nucleotides. RefSeq names its product DNA-binding transcription repressor ASH1 (gene ASH1). The coding region runs from base 1 to 1707 and encodes 568 amino acids. Gene Ontology annotation, molecular function: zinc ion binding; sequence-specific DNA binding. Gene Ontology annotation, biological process: regulation of DNA-templated transcription. The transcript has a single exon. Lineage: Eukaryota; Fungi; Ascomycota; Saccharomycetes; Saccharomycetales; Saccharomycetaceae. The record is from RefSeq and is a predicted model, not a curated record.
AUGCUUACACAUUCUCCCAGUACACGGCACAGUUACUUCGCUGACAAUCUUCUGCUGCCACCUUUGCAGACGGGGUACGAGGGGCCCCGUGGCUGGAAGCUGCACGCAAAUAGCGCCACGGUCUCUCCUAGUCUGGUCCCAAUGGGCAAGUUUGGCUUGGGGAAGCGGAAGUCGUUCACGGCACCACCUUCCCCCACACACCUGCUGUAUCAUCCUCACCCGAUAAUGACGCCAAACUCCCCCCUGAGCAGCUUGGCCCCAACCACCGCCACCACGCUCAAUAAGAUAGAUAAGAAGAGGGGUCGCGAAAGGAACAGUGUGGCGCACGUAACGAAACUGCCCUCGUUGAGACACUUGAACUUGUUACCGGACCCAAGGAUCCAGGAAAAUUCGUACAUAUACCCUGACACCUCGGAGACCACGCCGCUUUGGAGGGCUAACCUCGUCCAUUGGUGCAAGGGCGAGAAUUACCAGGACUUCAUGAAGAUAAAAGACAAUGCGGAACAGGCCACCCAUGUGAAGGUUCCGCCCAGUGUGCCGUCUAUUUUGAAACCGAAAGAUCAAUUCCAACAGCUUGCCACUAGCCGCAUUGGCGCUUACAAUGGCAGCACGGGGCUGAGGACUCCUGUGACACCGCCAAUGUCACCCAAGAGACAGUGCGAGGACUCAGAGGUUGUUGAGCCCUUGGAGGGUGACCUGAGAGAGAAGAAGUUUACCCCCUUCGUCAGUGAAAAGCUGGUCCAGCUGGUCCGGGAACAGAUUAUCAGGGGCAAGGGCAAGGGCCAGAGCCAUGGAGACGAUCAAAUGGACAAUAUCUCGGGUACGAGCGCCGCACAGGGGAGGUCCACCUCGCACAGGAAGACAAACAGCUUCAAAGCACUACAGAUAAGACACAUGCUGAACGAUAGGGAUAUCCUGUCACCGAACUCGAAACGAAUCAGUAAACCAAUGAGCCGCAAGUCACGCGCAUCCACGCAAACGACGGACUCCACGGGUCAAAUGGUUCUGAAACUGAACAGCAAUUCCUUUGCAGGGAUCACGAUCGCAUCGUUAUCGAGUUCAAGUGCGAGUUCGCACGAGUUCUCCCCUGCAUCGCACAACGCACCGCUACAGUAUCGGUCUCGAUCCCCUACACGCAGCAGGGCACGGUCAGUGACGCCACCAGCAAAUCGUGCAAGGGCCUCCUCUACUACAGCGACACCUGCAUCUGCAUCUGCGUCACUGUCGCAGCCAAGUUACCACCGGUUCACUCUGGGGACACCAUCGACAAGCCCAGUCCGUUCCUCUCUCAUCAAGACCACGCCGAAGGUCACAACGCAGAGCAUGAACGGCAACGCAGCGAUGCCUCUGAAAUCCCAUAGCGUCGGGUCCACCCCACGAACAAAGAAGCACUACACGCAGACGGGGCAACAUCACUACCCCGCAACUACAAGGGUGUGCGUCUCCUGCCACUCGAGCGACUCGCCCUGCUGGCGUCCCAGCUGGUCCAUCGACAAACACGACCAGCUGUGCAACUCGUGCGGACUACGGUUCAAGAAGACGCACACAAGAUGCCUGAACAACCGGUGCAGGAAGAUCCCGACAAAGGGCGAACUCAACAUCAUGAAAGCACGAGGCGUCACUAGCGGGGUCGCACCAGACACAGCCACUACGAUCGUCGGCUACCGAUGCCUCUUCUGCGACUCCAUGACAGCAACAGAGCACUGA